AUGAUAACUCUUGCUGUACCCACAAAGUCCCUUUCUGUAUCAAACUCGGCACAAACAAGCAAUCGAUACAUUCGGGAGAGGCCACAAUUCAGGUGUCUCUCGGUGCUUUCCUUUGAGAAAAAAUUUGCAGAAAAACGGCGGCUUCUUUUAGGAUGUUCUGCUGCGUCAACACUUACAUUCUUAUUAAACUCUAACCGUGAGUUACUGUUAUUACCUGCAUUGGCCGAGGAAGAUCUGAAUGGCUUGGAGGGCAAAGAUGAGACCAGUGUUGUGGGGGCCUUGAAGUCAUUGUUCGAGCCAAACGAGAAAACAAAAUCGGGUAAGGUUCUGCCCAAGUCUUACUUGAAAUCCGCGAGGGAAGUUGUGAAAACUCUUCGUGAGUCGCUUAGAGAAAGUACGGUGGAUAUGGCUAAGUUUAGACGGACAGCUGAUGCCGCAAAAGAAUCAAUCCGGGAAUAUCUGAAUGGGUGGAGGGGCCAGAAGACGGUCGUGAAUGAAGAAUCGUAUGCUAUGCUCGAAAAAGCUAUAAGAUCUCUUGCUGGGUUUUACUCGAAAGCAGGUCCAUCUGCAACCCUUCCUGAGGAGGUAAAAACUGAGAUACUGAGGGACCUUGCCACAGCAGAAAAAUCUCUGUGA
Messenger RNA from Striga hermonthica, 636 nucleotides. NCBI's taxonomy places the organism in Eukaryota, Viridiplantae, Streptophyta, Magnoliopsida, Lamiales, Orobanchaceae. The record is from the annotation of a GenBank genome assembly.